Molecule: messenger RNA, 345 nt
Organism: Penicillium atrosanguineum
Lineage: Eukaryota; Fungi; Ascomycota; Eurotiomycetes; Eurotiales; Aspergillaceae
Exons: 4
Coding region: 1-345 (114 amino acids)
Biological process (GO): mitochondrial respiratory chain complex IV assembly
Cellular component (GO): mitochondrial intermembrane space
Source: RefSeq, a predicted model, not a curated record
AUGAGUUUUGGAGCCCCCGGAGGUGGCUCGAUCAACUACAAGCCCUCGCCGCCUGAGCGCGGUAGCUUUCCGCUCGAUCACGAAGGUGCGCAAUUCGACUCUGACGGAUCAUGUGGAGAGUGCAAGCACAUCAUUUCCGGGUACUUGAAAUGCAUCAAGUCCAACAGGGGCACCAACGAUGAGGCGUGCCGCAGACUCGCCAAGGAUUACCUUGCCUGCCGGAUGGACAAGAACCUGAUGGCACCGGAUAACUUCGAGAACCUGGGCCUUAUCUUCAAGGAGGACCAAGAAAAGAACAAGACAGCAACUAAAGAGCCAACACAAGGGACGGAACAGAAGAAAUAA